AUGAAGCAAACGGCAACGUUCGACUACAAGUUCCCGAUGGACUCGGGGUUUGGCCCCCAGAGCCACCACGACAUGGACUCGCUCAAGUACGACACCUCGUCCUACGAAGAGCUGUUUGGAGACCUGCACGAGGUGACCCCCCAGCCCAACGACCCGUCGCCUGGCACAAAGAUGCAGUCCAUCGAGGACUUUCAGGACCUAGACGUGGAUCUGCUGGGACUCGUGCAAGGCAACCACCCCGGCGGAAGUAGUCACAACAGCAGUAGCGGAGUGGCGUACUCAAACCCCACCCCUGCCAACGCCUCCGUCAACUCGUCCAACACAAACAUCAUGUACCCGUCGACACUGCCGUCACCACAGCUGGGUACGCCCAUGUCGCAAAUGAGCCUGACGUCGCAGUCGAUAUCGUCGAGCGAGAGCCUACAUCACACGCCACCCAUGAGCAUGACGGCGUUGUCGUCGCAUCAGCAGUCGCCGUUCCAACAUCAGCAACUGCAACAGCAGGUCACCCAGCAGCUCCAGCACCAGCAGCACCCGCCACAACAGCAACUUCAGCAUCCUCAACAACAGCCCGUGCCAGGACAGGGCCCACCACAACAGCAGCCCUCGAUGCAGCAACAACCACAGCAGCAGAUGGCACCCCAGCAGCAGCCCGCUGCCGCACAGGCCCGCCGACAGCCCUGGAACGUGAACAUGAACAUGGUGUCGGCGCCCACCCCAUGGGGCGCCUGGGGUCUCGGUGGCUCCGCAGCAGCAGCCGCCGCAGCCGCAGCGCUGUCGCAGCACAACGGCGUGAGAGUGUCGCACAUUCCCGUGUCCAACAACCCUGCGCCACGGAAGAAGCUCAGUGAGCACCAGCUGCGAGUGCUGGAAAAGGUGUUCAACGAGACGCCCAAGCCGUGUCUCAAGACACGCACGGAGCUGGAGCGGGACCUUGAUCUGCCGAAAAAGAACAUCCAGAUCUGGUUCCAGAAUCGCCGGGCCAAGGAGAAGCAGAACAUCAAAAAGCGGGAGGGCGAGCUGGCCAACGCCGCCGCCAACAGCAGUGCGAGCAACAGUGCCAACAACCCGUCGUCUGCAGUACGACAACCACACAUGGCUGCUGCUGCUGCCGCCGCCGCCAUCAACAGCGACGGCCCCCAGCCGGACCAAAACAUUAACAAUCCGCCCAUGAAACCCGUUAUGCAUAUCCCCAACGCCAAUGGCAAACAGGUGCCCACCACCACCCGACAACGGCCCGGUCUUUCUCUCCAGCGCACAUUCUCUACCACUUCUCAAUCUUCUAUUAACAACACACACACACCGACCACCCCGGUCAUGGGAGCUCCUCCAAAGAACCCCACGACCCCCGUGGGCCUCGGAGGCAGCACCAAGCAUCCUUCCUCCACAUCGCUGCCAGCGCUGGCAUCGACAACCAAUUCUGAUACGCCCAAACGGCACCGGUCCAACUCGUCGGCGUCGUUUGACCGACGGUCCAGCACCAGCGCAACGGCCUCUAACCAGUCUGCCCUUGUCGGUAUGGGCAUCUCCAUGCCUGCCGGGGGCCACGGCCACUCGCGGGCGUCAUCCACGUCGGUUCUGGGGCCUCCUCUCGAGCGCAAGACGCCUGCCGAGACGCUAGCGGCCGCUUCCAAAAUGCGCCGAAGCAACUCGUUUAUGGGCAACAACAUGUCUCUGUCGCGACGAGGCUCGGAGACUGCGUCGGCCCCCGGCCACGCGCGCAAGAACUCGAUGCCCAUGAACCAUGUGACGGGCCAGGUGGGCUCAGUGACGUCGCUGACGUCGAUCAUGACGCCCUCGCUGUCGCACACACCCUCUGGUUCAGGCCAGGUGACCCCAAACUUGAUGACUCCACACACACCUCAAUUCUCGCUGGACGACGGAGAGGUGACACCAUUGAAUUCGCCCUCUGCAUUUACCGGCCAUAUGAUGACACCGGGCCCUGGACCUGCCACCCCAAUGUCGUCGCAAUUCCGAGAUCGCUCCUUCAGCCAGUCGUCUCUCUACGGCCCUAUUGCCGAGGAUCAUGCUCUAGAGACUACAAGCACUAAUGGACAGAGUGGACAGCAUAUGAACAACAACAGCAUCAACAACAAUGGAUCGCACUCAAAUAACCAGCCCAUGCAGUUUGGCAAUCCUGUGGAGUUUGAUGUGGGCGGAGGCAACGGAAACGGAGGACAGAGCAACGGUGGUGCCGGCAACAGCAUGAGCUUCGGAGUGAAUAGCAUCGCAGGUGCCUCUCGGGACUCGUCCGUCUACACUACCAACUCCAACGGGUUCUCACAGAGCCAGGGAAGCGGUAGUUUCACCAGUCUCAGCACGUCGGUGGACAGCAUGUCUGCAGUUUCCAUGGUGAUGCCCGACUCCACGCCCAUGUUUACUCCGACCAUGGAUGACGCCACCAUUGCUGGAGGCGACUCCGACGGCAAGCGCAUCAGCGUUGUCAAGGAGGAGGAUGAUCCAUAUUUCCAGUUUGUUCUUUCUUCCAUGUUCCCGCAGGACCAGGCUCACGACAAUGACGAGUUCUACAACACCAUGAUGGGCAUUAGCUAG
Yarrowia lipolytica CLIB122 is the source of this 2553-nucleotide messenger RNA. RefSeq lists its product as uncharacterized. Gene Ontology annotation, biological process: regulation of DNA-templated transcription. The record is from RefSeq and is a predicted model, not a curated record. Gene Ontology annotation, cellular component: nucleus. Gene Ontology annotation, molecular function: transcription cis-regulatory region binding. Lineage: Eukaryota; Fungi; Ascomycota; Dipodascomycetes; Dipodascales.